AUGUGUCAGGCACCGGCUCACUUCGUGAGCACGUCUCCUCGUCAGCCGUUGAAUGACGACGAGCGACCGACCGACCCAGGCGACUACGAUUCAGCGCAGCUGCUGCUGCUGCAGCAGCAGCAGCAGGUGAUCGAGAGGAUGUACCGGCAUGGACUUAACAUCAAGUGCGAACAUCAUUGCAUUUUGACCUGUUCUGCCCAGAGCAUCUAUCUGCAAAUCCAACCCCAGAAAUAUGUACAGAAGUCGAAACUUCUGAUGUUCGAGCUGAUCUCAGCCUGUCCAACAAAGUUGAACCAUGGAACACAAACUUUUGUCGAGCUGAUUCUCUACAGAUGGUUAAAGCGGUCAUGA
Molecule: messenger RNA, 351 nt
Organism: Marchantia polymorpha subsp. ruderalis
Lineage: Eukaryota; Viridiplantae; Streptophyta; Marchantiopsida; Marchantiales; Marchantiaceae
Source: the annotation of a GenBank genome assembly